Molecule: messenger RNA, 333 nt
Organism: Aspergillus terreus NIH2624
Lineage: Eukaryota; Fungi; Ascomycota; Eurotiomycetes; Eurotiales; Aspergillaceae
Exons: 2
Coding region: 1-333 (110 amino acids)
Source: RefSeq, a predicted model, not a curated record
AUGCCGCCUCAGCUCCGUUCGCAUAACCCGCGGGUCCUACCGCCCGGCUGCGGCCCUCAACUGCAAGAUCUCCUCCAUCGCGCCCAAACUGUCGCCCGCCUGCUAGGGGAGAUUAACCAGCUCUUUGCGACCCAUCAGCAGUUAGUGGCGGCUGGCCAGUCUGAUGCUACGGAGCUCCACGAGUACAGCGCUCGGAUGCGCGAGUUAAUGGAUGAGGCGUUCCGAGCGACCUAUUUUGUCAGCCUGGGCCUGUUCCGGCUGCUGUGGGACUAUCUGGGGGGGACCGUCCGCGACCUCUGUACGACAGUCUUCCUGGAUCGUGAGGCAGAAUAG